AGCAUGUGGGCGGAGCGAAGGAUUCGUGACAGAUCGCGCUGUACUGAACUGGACGCUGAUAUCUUCUUAUUAUUAUAUUGUCUAGAAUAACGCACAAGUGUCGCGAUGGUGUCGCACUCGCUGACUUUACCGAUGAUCGGGUUCACCACGCUGUGGGGUCUGGUCGGGGUUGUGGCCCCGUUUCUGGUACCGAAAGGACCAAACCGAGGGGUGAUCAUAACCAGUUUGGUGUUGACCGCCGUUUGCUGCUAUCUGUUCUGGUUAAUAGCGAUACUGGCUCAAGUAAAUCCUCUGUUUGGACCCCAGCUGAAAAACGAGACCAUAUGGUAUCUGCGCUACUUCUGGGAGUAGAUGGAGGUGUCGUAGAUCCUCAAUCUCAUCAGGCUUUUUUCUUUUAAAUGUCUCUAUUAUAAUCACUAAUACCCACACAAUAGAUU
Molecule: messenger RNA, 437 nt
Organism: Carassius carassius (crucian carp)
Lineage: Eukaryota; Metazoa; Chordata; Actinopteri; Cypriniformes; Cyprinidae
Gene: atp6v0e2
Product: ATPase H+ transporting V0 subunit e2
Exons: 4
Coding region: 106-351 (81 amino acids)
Biological process (GO): proton transmembrane transport
Cellular component (GO): proton-transporting V-type ATPase, V0 domain
Molecular function (GO): proton-transporting ATPase activity, rotational mechanism
Source: RefSeq, a predicted model, not a curated record